Molecule: messenger RNA, 450 nt
Organism: Adelges cooleyi (spruce gall adelgid)
Lineage: Eukaryota; Metazoa; Arthropoda; Insecta; Hemiptera; Adelgidae
Exons: 7
Coding region: 1-450 (149 amino acids)
Source: RefSeq, a predicted model, not a curated record
AUGACAGACAAACACAUCGACCUUGCAGGAGAGAAAAUUGCUUAUAUGUUAGCCGCACCGGAAUUAGCACAUUCUCGUUCCAUAGCAAAAUGCAUAAAAUACCAGACUGAUUUGCAAAAAGAAAUAGCUAUGGUCACGUCUAUCCCUGUGCCGGAUGUUGAAAACCUAAAUAUUAGUUGGUCACAACUUGGAAAUGAUAGAAGAUCAAGAGUUAAAGUAGCUAUGGCAACUCUAAUCGAAAAUAUUGAUAGAGAGGGAUUAUUUACUAUGGCUAAAAAGGUAUGUCGUUUCAAAGGAUUGAUCUUGAGUAUAGAUAGGCCAACUGCAUAUAUAAAAAAUGCUAAACUUGACAAUGCCGGUUUUUGUGUCCUAACUUCUAUAAACAACAGUUCGUGCACACUUAGUCCUUUUUGGGAACCAAGACUGGCAACAAUACUUUUUUCGUGUUAA